UUGAGGACAGGAUUGAGCACAUAGUGCUGUGGGACAGCUCGCAAUCACGCGUCUGUGCUCGAUCUAGCGCUCUAACAUUUUAACCUUACGCGAUUUAAUGCGCGCAUUGACACAUCCAGUGCGCACCUUCUUUACGCGUCUGUCAUGGUCGUAGUUGUCUGAAUUAAGGAUUAUCGUUUUAGAUGGACAGAUCGUUAGUGUAUAGGACUAUAGUGCUUGUGCGUAUGACAGUUUGAAAUUGUAUGAUUGCUUGUUUUACUAACCAACGCUCCGCUCUUCGGACACUUUUUACGCAAUAGAAAACGUGUUAUUGUGCAAGUUUUUAGUUGGAAUCUGAUUUUCGGACGCACAAUUUUGGAGAUUUCUGUCUACGAGACUGUCGGACGGUGGUCCCCGUGUAUGGAUGUAGUGGGCGGCGGAGUGACGGACUGAGGGGUCGAGACGGACCGAUUCCGGGGUUCCAGACGCGCUUCCCCGAGACAACAGAGCAGCAUCAUCGUCCAAUCGAGCGCCUCCAGCAGCAGCCGAGAUGAUUCUUCUGGGACUAUUUCUAAAUCUGUUCUUCAUUGAGGGUUCAUUUCUCUCUGUGGUGCCGGUGUUCCCGGGGACUUUGGACUGCAUAGCUGCUGUACAGGAAUGUAUGCAGAACCCGGAGUGUAAGAGGCCGUUUCGUCACUUGGAAUAAUGCGUGGAUGAGGAGGCGGUGGCCCCCCUGACCCUGGAGACGCAGCAGACCUGCGUUGAUGCACAGAACAGCCUCAUGCACUAUCAGCCCCUGCAAGAAUGCAAAUGCCAACGGGGGUCACGCAUGGAGCAGCAGUGCCUGAGCGUUUACUGGACCAUCCGUUUUCCGCAGGGUUUUGAUGACAUUGAGACGUCCCCGUACGAAGACAUUGAACUGGAACUUGUGAGAAACACCGAAACAUCCAAACUGGCUUCGAUAGUUUCAGUGUCCUCUCUUCCUCUGACCGAUCAGAACCAGUGCCUGAAAGCAGCUCAGGACUGUGGCUUGUUUGAGAAGUGUGGUUCCCUUCGCUCCGAGUACGCGCUAGCAUGUACUAAAAUCAUACCGGGAACAAAUCACUGUAACAGGCACAAGUGCCAUCGAGCUCUGCGGCGCUUCCUGGAGCGCGUGCCCGAGGAGUACAGAUUCGGCGUCUUAUUUUGCCCCUGCUCGGACACUCUGUGCGGCGAGAGGAGGAGAAAAACCAUCGUCCCAUCCUGCUCCUAUGAGGAGAGAGACGGGCAGCCCAACUGCCUCCAUCUGGAGAGCUACUGCCUCAAAGACAACCUGUGCAGGUCGAGAUUGGCUGAUUUCCAGCAAAACUGUCAACCGUCGUCUCUUUCGCCCUCCGGCUGUCUCCGGGAGAGUGGAGCCGUGUGUCUCAAGGCCUAAGCUGGACUCAUCGGCACCAUCAUGACUCCAAACUACGUGAGUAACAGCAGUACAGAGGUGUCGCAGUGGUGUAAUUGUGAAGGCAGUGGAAACCAGUGGCAGGACUGUCUGCGUAUCCUACAUAUGUUCAACAGUAACAUCUGCUUGCGUAAUGCAAUAGAUAGCAUGGGAAGCUCCACCCCCCGUCCAGUGGAGGGCACACCCCUUCCUCCACCUCGCCCCUCCCCCCAGGUCCAGCGCAACGAUCUGAACAUCAACCUGCUGCCCGAACCUGAACUCGAGGUAGCGGAAUGCGAAGAAGAUGAUGAGGAAGAAGAGGAAGAUGAGAACGAAACCGGAGCAGGAGGCUUCAACGUCAUCCCACCCUUCUCGGAGAAGGUGACAGUCACUAAUUUGGGCUCCGAGGCGGGCAGGGUCCACAGCCGAGCCGCCACCCUCUCCGAGCUUCACUUCCUGUUCGCGGUUCUGCUGCUGAUUGCCCUCAGCUGGGGGUAGAAACCAACGCUCGCACACCUUCUCACACGCACACACGCACGCCGACACAAACUUUCACAUCAGACUCUAAGACCUGUUAUCGAGAGACGAGUGGAACGUCACAUCAGAGCGCUGGAGAGAGCGAAGCGAGGGGAAAACUCUUCUGUCCUUCUUUCUGUCUGUCUGUCAUUCAUUAUUUUUCUCCUGGGGAAGAGGCUCCGCUAUAGUUGUAGCUGCUUGGUCGUUAGGGAAUCGCUUUUUUUUAAUCGGAUUCCCCGAGCCAUUCGAAUCACGACUCAUCAGACUGACUGUAGCCGAUGAUGACCGAUUUGAUCACGUGAUGUAUCAUAUAAAGCUUCAGAUAUGGACGGAAAACUCCGGCUGUUCGAGACUUGCUACUUGGCUUUCUCUAAAUGUGCGUGUGCUGCAGCAUCGCAUUACCUGCGUUCAGUUGCAUUCAGAAACCCGCUGUGCUUAUUUGUUGCUGAGACGAAAUGUAUGUGUGUAUGUGGACGUGCAAGUUUGAUUCGCUUGACAUCGCAGCCUGUCGACAAACCAUGUCGAGCACGAUUCCUAAAUCUAUCGCAUUUCACAACCCCCGUGUCUCCCAAGUCAGGUCACACACCUAAACACGUGAGCACACGCGCCUGCCCCGGAUCGCGCGGAUGCAAGCGCUUUUCUUUUAUUGCUCUAUCUGCGAUGUGCAUUCAUUUUUUUGGACUCAGCACAGACUGUGCACUCUAACCAGGGGCGUAAAUAAAAAACACGUCCUUCGACAGAAAAAAACAACAUGAGUUAUAAAGGGGAAAUAAAGAAAUAAACAAACGAAAUAAAUAAAUAUAUCGCCGCACAGCAGGUGUCGGAGUCCGGUCUGGUGUUAGAACCCGGGGGGAUGAACAGGAAGUCAUUUUCCAGCCGCCCGUCGCCUGCUACCUCUCUCUGAGUCUGUUGUUUUACUUUCACAGAGAUAAUGGCUUACAACACAAACUGUUUAUCUUGUUGCAUGUUCACGCCGAAAGAAUUACUUGUGAUGGGAAAGAGAUAGAAAAGAGAUGAAGAGAAGAGAACACGGAGCGUCAAACCCUCCAGCAAAAAAAAAACAUACAGUCUGGAAUCACAUGCUUUUUCUGUUCCUUAUACAUCUUUUGCUGACACUGAGGCUUUUUUCAAUCUUGUUUCUUUUGCUCUCUCUCUCUCUCUUGAUUUGUUAUUGUGUAUGUUUAAGGAAGCGAGAGAGCAUCUCUGGGUUGUGGCUCGAAAGGCUACAGCUACGGCCGGAAGUGAUGCAAAAUCUCGCCAUAAAAUGACAAUAAAUUACAUUAGCUAACGCCUACACCUACCAUAACCCUAAACCUAACCUUACAAUAUAAAAACAGUAAGUAACUGUUGUUCAGCGUGACAAAUUAUGCGGUGUUGAAGUGCGCAUGCCCAGUGGAGGUAGCUGUAUCACUUCUAGUCUUAACAGCAUCUUUGUCUCUUUAGGAGUUUUCUUAAAGGGGUAGUUCACCCAAAAAUCUCAUUUGUGUAAUUGACCCUCAUGACUUUUUAUUUGUUGUGGAGCACAAAAUGAGAAGUUGUAUGAACUGUGCUGUUUGAGGUUUUCAAGAUUUCAAAAAACAUGACUAGGAUUUUGGGGCAAACUAAUCCUUUAAAGCACUUUCACUAUAGAGAGUUUAGUGUAGAUGUGAGUUCACUUGACAUCAGAAUUUGUUUCAUCUGGUUGGUGUGAAAGAUUUAUUUGAGACAUACGUGCACACCAGCAAACCGGUUCAAGGUGACUGUUAAUGUGAUUCCGGUUUAACGCAAUCCAUCUCAUUGAAAAAGUGAAUCGCUCUGAGGUUUUUGCAUGUUCGCUUAUUACAAAAUUAUGUAUUUCUAAUAGCUGCUUGUCUCAGAAUAAAUUGCUUUUGGACAGCAGCACACAUUCUCCGUGUAUAUUAGUGCCAGACUUACCAAUGUGACGCGACUUAAGUUUCUAUGUAAAUCCGAAGGGACAAAUAUUUAAAAAACAUGGCAAAACUGGCAUCUUUUCCCCCCCGAGUUGUUGUCUUGCUACAGUGGUAAACAGCUGCCGUUAAAACUCUCAGCGGCCCUCGUGUUGACAACGCAAACCCACCGUGAUUCUGAGCCAAAAGUAGGCCUACAGCCUGCGGGGGCCGGAGGAGGAGGAGGGUUCGGACCGAGCAAUCAAGCCAAGCCUUACAGCGUGAGGGCUGUACUCGAGAUGUCCGCCACCCCCCUCUUCCUCUCCGGAAGAAAUUAAAGCUCAGCUAAAGUGCUCAUAUCUCAUCCGGCGUUCACGCGAAGCACCUUAGAUUACACCGACACGACUUAACAAUCAGAUUCCGAACUGUUCUAUUAUGCGGAGGAACGGCCUGAUUGAACAGACGUUGUGCUUUUCGACGUCUUCUCCUCCAGCGCAAGGUCAGCGAGGCACGCAGCGCGCCCGCUCAAUCAGCAGGGUUAAUUAAGAGAAGAAACGCAGGCGCGUCGGGAUUGAUGCGCCUGUCGAGAUCGCGGGCGGCCUUUAUGAUGGCUGUUGUUAUUUUUUAAUUGUUAUCUGGGGCCAGUGUCGUCCGCCCAGCCGUAACAGAAGGAGGCGUCGGAUGAGUGACAUUAGAGUCGGGGAAGGCGGCAGGGGUGUCAGUAUUUCACACUAGAAUAUUUCAGAGAAAAAAAUAAAGCCAUGCGUUAAAUAAAUGCAAGUUGCGGGAAAGUUCGAGUGAGAAAGUUCGGUUGGAAAACGUAAUGAGUUGCCUACCUAGACUGAAUUUUAAGGCAUCGCUUCAGACGCCUUUUAAGAUGCCUGUUUUUGGGUGCAACCCUGAGAAGAUACUAUAUUUUAAUAAUACAUUUUCACGGCCAUGCCAGUUUAAACCGGAUUUUCCAACCGGAUUUAUUUUAGUCGGCUCUCUAAGUAGGCAGCUGCCCGUGUAGGCACACGCGGGUUUGGAACGGAGCGUUAGAGACGCGGCCCACACCAAAUUAGCCGUAGCAGUUUGUGUUGUUUGACUUUAUUCGCGUGUGCCGCAUUACAACCACGUUUUGGCCCGUACGAAGAUUCCUUGUGUCUGACAUUUCCUCCUUGCCCAUCUGUGCCUGUGUACACAGGAGAAACCCGUCGCGGCGGAUCCUCCGCGUCGAGCGCUGCAUCGCAGGGAGCAGGGGAACGGAAAAGAGAUAAACACACAAUAAGAGGGAUAAACGGAUAGGAGAGAGGAGGAGAGAGUGGGUUAGAGAAAAAGUACCCCAGUGAGAGCUGGAGAGAGAGCUGAAAGAGGGUAAAACCAGAGAGAGAGAGUAGUUUACCCUGUAGGCUCAUAGCUUUAUUAUUAUAGUAUGCGGACACUGAUUUAUUUGGCGGCUGCAGGCGCCCGUUCUGAAACUCAUUUUAGUGGUACUGAUGUUGAUUCUCUCUCUCUCUCUCCUCUGGCUCAGCAUUAUGAGGCCAGUGGACUGUGCCACCGUUUCACCCCACAAUGCACCAUCAAUUGCAUGAAAAUAAUCACCGCCGCUAAUGUUUUUCUAAUGAAGAUGCCCAAAAUAGUAUCUGUAUUUAAACCUCUUUUAUGGAGUGCACUUAUCUUUUUUUGUGGAUAACGCUGUAUUUUUUACUUUUAUUAAUGACUUGACGGAUUUGCGUUGUCUGUUUCCAGAGUUAAUUUUAAUGAAACUAUCAACAGUGAACACUCUGCCCAUAGUCUAUCUGAGCAUUUGCAGGCCCACAUGGAACUUGUGGAACUUCACAGAUAUACACAGAAUUAGAAAUCUUGCUCCCUUAUGUUCAUUUAUUUAAUAAUUUGCCCAAUUUAUGCUUUCGGCUGUUUGAAGAGACGUCCGCACUAAAAUGUUACUUUCAACAUAAGUUAAAAGUAGAAUACUGCAGUGUAAUUCGUAUUUACUAUAAUAAACCAUAGUACCGAAAAUAUAAAAGUAUACUUACACUUAUUUACCACAAUUUACUAUAGUAAAUACUACAGACUACUAUAGUAUACGCUUACAAAACGUUGUAAAAUAGUUUACAGCUCACUACAAUUUACUACAGUUUUUUCCGUAGUAAAUACUAAAGUGUACUUCUGAAUUUUUUCAUGUGGGUAUGUUCGUGUUCUGAAAUCAGUGUUAAGGGCACCCUAACUCAUUUCACUUGCUGCUGCACAUGCUCAGUCAUUGUUAAAGUUUCAUGUGAUGUACAAGGGCCUGACGUGGGAAAAUAGUACAAUAGCACACAAAAGCAGGUUUUAUAUCAUGGAUGAAAUUUCUUGCCAAGAAUUUUUUUGUUUGUUUUUUUGUGACUGGUUGAGUGGUUCUGCUGGGUACGCUGUGAUACGAGCAUGUCUCUCAUUGCAAUGUUGGAUUUGCCUUUGACACCCUGCCCGUACGAAAGCACCUGCUCUCAAAAACUCUCCCUCAAUUACUGCCCACCGGGUCACUUUGCAGACCUGUUGUACUGUGCCGGUCCUCCGCCGGUUUCUUCCCCUCUGCUCAUCUGUAUAAAAUCAGGUGUAAAAUGAGAAUUCACUGUUUCUGUGACCCAUGAUAAUGUACCAUCUGAAAUAAACUAAACGGAAAACAA
This is a messenger RNA of Triplophysa rosa, 6443 nucleotides long. RefSeq names its product GDNF family receptor alpha 3 (gene gfra3). The transcript is spliced from 8 exons. Gene Ontology annotation, cellular component: external side of plasma membrane; signaling receptor complex. Gene Ontology annotation, biological process: nervous system development. Gene Ontology annotation, molecular function: signaling receptor activity. NCBI's taxonomy places the organism in Eukaryota, Metazoa, Chordata, Actinopteri, Cypriniformes, Nemacheilidae. The record is from RefSeq and is a predicted model, not a curated record.